AUAUUGUCACGGGUGUUAAAUCCGAGACAACCCUUCUUCCUGGUUUGCAAGCUGGCCAAUUUAGUCUCGUCAAACAGAUGAACAUUAUCUACAUUUUGUUUUAAGCUGUUGUCUAGUGACAUUUAUUUGGAUACAUACAUAACAAUGAGCUAAUGAGGCGCGAUUUCGCCCUGGCACAGAACAUGUGCUCUCUGUUCAGAGCAGCUAGCCGACAACACAGCGACAGUAACACGCGAGUUAUGGCCAGCCUGUCCAACUACGCCGUACGUAUGGCACGUCUCAGUGCACGUAUCUUUGGGGAUGUGGCGCGUCCUACGGACAACAAGUCCAUGAAGGUGGUCCAGCUGUUCAAGGAGCCGCCCAUGGCCCAGAAAAAGGAGGUGUACGACUGGUACCCUCAACACAAGAUCUACUAUGCCCUUACGCAGAAGCUACGAUACAUGGGACUCUUCAGAGAUGAACACGAGGACUUCAAGGAGGAGAUGCGUCGGCUGAGGAAACUGAGAGGCAAAGGGAAACCCAAGAAGGGUGAGGGAAAGAGAGCCACCAAGAAGAAAUGAGCACUUCCUGUCCUAUAGGACCUGUGGAUAAACCCAGUCUGUGGAUAAACCCAGCCUUGCCCUCUCAUAUAGGACCUGUGGAUAAACCCAGCCUUGCCCUGUCCUAUAGGACCUGUGGAUAAACCCAGCCUUGCCCUGUCAUAUAGGACCUGUGGAUAAACCCAGCCCUGCCCUCUCAUAUAGGACCUGUGGAUAAACCCAGCCUGUGGAUAAACCCAGCCCUGCCCUCUCAUAUAGGACCUGUGGAUAAACCCAGCCUUGCCCUGUCAUAUAGGACCUGUGGAUAAACCCAGCCCUGCCCUGUCAUAUAGGACCUGUGGAUAAACCCAGCCCUUCCCUGUCAUAUAGGACCUGUGGAUAAACCCAGCCUUGCCCUCUCAUAUAGAACCUGUGGAUAAACCCAGCCUUGCCCUCUCAUAUAGGACCUGUGGAUAAACCCAGCCUUGCCCUCUCAUAUAGAACCUGUGGAUAAACCCAGCCUUGCCCUCUCAUAUAGGACCUGUGGAUAAACCCAGCCCUACCCUCUCAUAUAGGACCUGUGGGGGAAUCACAACAGUCCUCGUUUGCUUCGGGACACCAGAGGAAUGGCCUCCCUAACUGUGUUCACAACGGUAACAUGUGACCCCACUCAGGAUAUUCAUAAUGAAUGGAUCCUUGGAACAGCUGAUGAUGUGUGUUGAGAGAAUCCUUUCAUGACCCCCAUCACAGAAGAUCCUGUCUGACAAGUGACCAGUCUUUGACCACUGUGUGUUUGGUACAUAAAGCAUUUCUGUUCAUUGCUUUACAAGAUGUUUCACUUGUGUCCACGUUGUUAUCAGCUUUCUGUUCUCAUAGUCUCUGUACAGUGAAAGGGUGAAGGAGAUCUGGAGGGCAUCGGUACAUAGAACUGUGAUGCUGGUAUGUUCCUAUUGACUUGAGACAAAGCUGGUGUUUCACAUCUGUUCUGAGUAACACCGGGUGUCAUGAAUAAAAUACUGAAAACAAAUCUGCUGAAA
Molecule: messenger RNA, 1555 nt
Organism: Oncorhynchus kisutch (coho salmon)
Lineage: Eukaryota; Metazoa; Chordata; Actinopteri; Salmoniformes; Salmonidae
Product: 28S ribosomal protein S33, mitochondrial-like
Exons: 3
Coding region: 153-560 (135 amino acids)
Cellular component (GO): mitochondrion
Source: RefSeq, a predicted model, not a curated record